AUGUCGUGGCGCAAGCGUGCGCCGUGGCACAAUGGCGGCAAAGGUUGGAACAAGAGUGGCAAGUCGAAUCAGAAGCCGUACGAUGUCUGUGCGGACUGCGGGCAUUGGGAGUACCACACUUGGGUGAUGCGCCUCGUGGUCAUGAUGCUGGCCGUGGCAAUGGUGUCCGUGACGCCGCAGCCGCAGGAGAGCGUGGAGAUGGAACCUCCCGUCGCGGUGGAGCCUGAAUGGUCUACGUCCAGGUUGCAGGAUGCAGCCAGUGCUGAGCGUACCCGCCUCACUCGUGUCGUCGAGGAUGCGGCCAAGGCGGUGCGCUUGGCCUCUCAAGAAGUACAUCAUCGCAAAACCAAGGUGCAGAAGCUCGAGCAGCUGGCGGAAGCCAAGGCCAACCUGGCUACCGACACUGCGCCCCAUCAGAAGGCGCAGAAUGAGAAGACUGCCGCCGAUUUGGCCCUCCAGCAGUUCAAGGAGGAUGCCUGGAUCGAGCGGAAGCGACUUGACCAGCGCAAAGCUCGUGGAGCUGCUGCGGCCGCUGCUCGUGCUGGGGAUGCGCCUGGAGCCCCUGCUGGCGCUGGCGAGCGCGCUGAGGGAGCUGCUCGCGGUGCCGCCGGCCGAGGCGCACGCGACAAUGAUGUCCGCAUGGCUCCGGAGACGAUGCCGAACCUGGGCGAGAUGGGUGAGGAGCAGCUCCGCGCCUACGCUGCAGAACAAAACCUUCCCCUGGGGCUCCUCUUGCAGUUCCAGGGCAUGGCGAAGCGCCUCGCCCAGGGGGCUACGGUUGAUCUUGAUGCUGGCAGUGACGCUGGCGAUCUCCCUGGCCCCGAGGCUGAGGAGCUCAAAACACUGCGCAAGCGGGCCUGUGCCGAGGUCCUUGGCCCUGACGACAUGUUCAGGAUGGAGCACCUCAUGGUCCAGCGGUCCAAGGCUCGCACGUCGAAGCGCCUCAAGACCGCUGCUGACGCUGCCUCGGCUGACUUCGCCGACCUGGUCCGCGCCACCGUGGCGCAGAUGCCGGCGCAGCCUGGGCUUUAG
Molecule: messenger RNA, 1032 nt
Organism: Prorocentrum cordatum
Lineage: Eukaryota; Dinophyceae; Prorocentrales; Prorocentraceae
Source: the annotation of a GenBank genome assembly